Molecule: messenger RNA, 1386 nt
Organism: Eucalyptus grandis
Lineage: Eukaryota; Viridiplantae; Streptophyta; Magnoliopsida; Myrtales; Myrtaceae
Product: phosphatidylinositol N-acetylglucosaminyltransferase subunit C
Exons: 2
Coding region: 360-1211 (283 amino acids)
Biological process (GO): GPI anchor biosynthetic process
Cellular component (GO): membrane; glycosylphosphatidylinositol-N-acetylglucosaminyltransferase (GPI-GnT) complex
Source: RefSeq, a predicted model, not a curated record
GGGAACGUCGCCGGUCACGUCGGAUUUCUUCUCGUCUUCCGAUGAUCCGCCGACGCCGAGUCGUUAGGCUCCGAUUCCAUUAGCAACUCGCGGCGCCGAAACCUCGCUGCGGCGGCGGCGGCGGCAGCGGCGAGCGCUUUCUCGGUGCCUCUGCCCGUGCCCGGGCCUGUGCUGGUGUGCGCGCGAAUUGAGAGCUCCACUGAUCGCGAUCUCUCGCUCUCGUGCCCGCGAGCUCGUCGAGGAAGCACAGAUCUUGUGGAGGUCCUGGCAUAUAUCUAUUGCACAUAGAACAACAAUAGGAGGAUUCAUUGACUGUGGAUCAACAUCUCGUUGACAGGCAUUUCCUUAUUUCAGUCACCAUGGAUAGAGAAAACUCUUCUCCUACCAGACCCAAAUGGAGAAAAGUGGCGUAUGGAGGGAUGCAGCCUGGAUAUGACGACAAUUAUACGGAUGAUUCUUUCCUUGAAGGUAUGGUCACGAAUGCCAAUGUCGUCAAACGGGAUUUAAUGAAGGUGAUGCGAGACUCGGUUUCGAUUUCUCAAUACCUAUGCAUUGUUGUUCUGGUUGGUGUCGUUUGGACCUACACCUUGAACUCUAGUCUCAGUGAGAAGUCUCUCCUGCUUAUUGAUGCGAGCCUUCUGAUGUCGGGGUUCAUGAUUCUGCUGCUCACAGAAAAGAUGCUCUCGCUCAAUCAGCUUCUCCAUUAUUUAGCGAAUGUUGCCUUCUUUACAUCCGGGUUGUAUGUCUUGGCUCCUAUCUACAGAACUCUAACGACGUCCAUAAGUUCAGACUCCAUCUGGGCAGUAACCGUUUCACUGAUGAUCAUCCAUCUAUUCUUACACGACUACGCGCGAAGCACGGUACAUGCUUCAGGAACCUGGAAAAAUCCUACCUUGACCAGUUGCAUAUCCCUGAAUGCCUCUAUUGUGGCUUCAGUUUUCGUUGCUUCUCGCCUUCCUUCAUCCGGAUAUGUCUUUGCUAUAAUGCUGUUCUCUCUCGUCAUUUUUCUUUUUGCCCCAUUAGUCACUCAUUGCAUAAAGAAACGGUCUUUUUGUUUACAUCUCCUGUUCUCAUUCGUGUUAAUGGCUGUUAGUCUGGCUUUUGUCUAUAAAUUGCAUCGGGUGCUUUUCUUCAUGUUUCUAGUUUUGCUGGUGUUUGUUUGCCGUGGUGUGCCCUUACUGGCUUAUAAGGAUACAGGAAUACAAGUUUGAGAUCAACGGCCCUUGGGACGAGGCUAAGCUCUGUUUCGAUGUAACCGACUGAGGGCAAUAACAGAAGUUUCUUGUUUCUUUUCACUCUUCAUUUCACCAUGCUGAAAUUUGCAACAGCCAAAUAUGUCGUGGUACUUAUCAUUUGCUAUUUCUUCUUUUCUCAAGUUUGAGAUUA